Coffea eugenioides is the source of this 1152-nucleotide messenger RNA. Its product is annotated as heme-binding protein 2. Lineage: Eukaryota; Viridiplantae; Streptophyta; Magnoliopsida; Gentianales; Rubiaceae. The transcript is spliced from 2 exons. The record is from RefSeq and is a predicted model, not a curated record. The coding region runs from base 158 to 889 and encodes 243 amino acids.
CUGAUAAUGCUUCAGCCACGUGUCAGCACUUGCACCUCUUAAUCAAACACACGACUUCGUCUGUUCUCACUGAAAAUCUAGUACUACCAUUAUUAAUUUGUUCGCUACCCCAUUAUUUGCUUAAACAAAGACAACCUAUCACACUGGAGUAGUAGGCAUGGCUAGUUUUCUUGAUCUAUUCAAGGUCUCAUUUCUAUGGAGUCUGCUCUCAAUUGGAUCAAAUUUGGGCACCUUGAAAGGAAGUUCAAGUGGCCAUGUUGGUGUAUUUCCUCCUACAUGCAAUCGGAUAGAGUGUCCGAGUUUUGAUGUGAUUCAUUCGGGAAAUGGGUUCGAAAUUCGACAGUACAAUUCGCCAGUGUGGAUGUCAACCUCUCCCAUUGAUGAUAUUUCGUUUGUGGGUGCGACUAGAACUGGUUUCUUGCAGUCCAUGGUAAACCUUCUCCCCUUCCAAACUUGCAGGCUAUUUGACUACAUUCAAGGCAAGAAUGAAUAUCAGCAGCAAAUAGAAAUGACAGGUCCAGUGAUUACAGAAGUCAAACCUAGUGAUGGACCAUUCUGUGCAUCAUCUUUUGUCGUGAGUUUCUUUGUUCCAAAGGAGAACCAAGCUAACACGCCGCCUGCUAAAGGGCUCCAUGUGCAGAGAUGGGGGCAAACCCAUGUAGCAGUAAGGCAGUUCAGCGGAUUUGUGGCUGAUGAAGAUGUUGGUAAGGAAGCUGCAUCCUUGUAUAACAGCAUUGCUGGAACCAUUUGGUCAGAUGCCAUUGACAAAAGCCAUGCAGGAGAGAACACAACUUUGUAUAUUGUCGCACAAUACAACUCUCCUUUCGAGUUUGAGAACAGAGUAAAUGAGAUUUGGCUGACAUUUGACAUGAAUGAAGAUGAGAUUUAAGAAAGUAAAGUUUCGUGACCUCUUGAACCUGGAGACGUAAUUCAAGAAUAGCUGGAUUGCAUCUAAUUUGGUGUUGAAUUAUUCAACAUCUAUUUAACUCUCUUUCUAGUAAUAGCUACCAUAUUCGAAAUAAUGCUGUAACUAGAUCCUACUGAACUUUAAGUGUGUGCUAUGUGCUAUCAGAAUAAGUUUGUCCUGUUUUCGCAAUGAAGUUGAGGUGCCUAUGAGAGUGUAUGAAAUGGACUCGGCAUAUUUACAUGAGA